UCCCGCAUGAGGCGUUUCCCGAGUCUAAAUCAAAACAGGCAUGGGUUAGGGCAGCGCGCCAAGAUGCAGAUACUCCCGUCGCGUGCUCGCGAAUGCAGUGAAGGGUCUCAGCCAGGGCGGGCACGAGUUGCUGACGUGGACGCGAUGCUCACGCGGGUGGUCCUCCGACUCCGGCCGCGAUCUUCGUUUCCAGGUUGCGUCGUGUGAUUCUUCAGGCGCGCGUGCUCCCGCUCGUGUGGGCCCGCAGUAGCAGCAUCGCCUCGCGUGCGGCAGGAGCACCUCGUGUCGUCGCGUGCCAUCGCCGUGCCAUGGCGGCGUCGUCCAGCGUCUUUGAAUCCGACGACUUCAUGGGGCGGCUGACGGCGGCGCUGGGCGACCUGCAGCACCGCUUCCAGGGCUCCGUCACCAACGUGUCGCUAGGGCCGCUCUACGGCGAGUACGGCACGUUCCUCCCCACGCACGUCACACCAUCCGGCGCGCCCGCACCACCCUCCGCGCGAGACGCUCCCCGUCCUGCAGCAACGGGGGCGGGCGGGGGGACAGGGGCAGGAGGAGGCGGGGCAGGGGGGGGAGGGGGUAAUUCAGGGGCAGCAGUAACGGGAGGGGCGGCAGGAGGGGCGGGGUCAGCAGGUGGCGGCGAGGAUGGCGGCAAGGAUGGCGCAGCGAGCGGGCGGGCGGACGGAGGCGACGAGGGGGGGGAUGGUGGGCAGUCGGGGCGCAGCGAGGGCGACUGCAUGCAGGUCAUUCCGCUGCUGGAGGCGGACAUGGGUCCGUCGGGCGUGCUCGCCGUAGCGCGCAGCAGCGUGCCCGCCGCCAUCCCUGGGCCGUCCGCCGCGUGGCUGCGCGAGCACCACAGCCACGCGCGCCACCACCACCGCGGCCCCCCGGACGGCACGGACGGCGGGGAAGGGCCGGAUGGGGCCCGCGGAGAGCGGCGGGACGGCAGCCCAAGCAGGAGCGCAGGGGUCGAGUGGGGCGACGAGAAGAGGAGGCGGCGAGCGCGGGGGCGCGAGGAGGGCGCGGCAGGGCGGGCCAGGAGCAUGGCGGCUGACAUGAGCCUGGACGACAUUCACGGGCUCCUCACAGCGCACGUGGCCGUCAAGCUGCUCUCGCCCCUUGCCUCCCUCCUCACGCCCCCCGCCCACCAUCACUCCACCUUCCCACCCCCCCUCUCGCCGCCUCCGCUGCACCCUGUCCGCUCUGCCGCGCCCCCUUCCGCGCGCACCAACGGCGUGCAUGCGCCGGGGCGCGCGGAGGCGGAGGCAGGGGCGGAAGCGAAGGGGAAGAGGGAGGUGGGGCACAGCCAGUCCGCGCAGGGCGUGGGCGCAGGGAGGGACGAGGGGCGCAAGGGGGAGGAGGGGGCAAGGCACAAGGCGUGGCGGCUGUCUCCCACUAGCGUGGCGCAGCAAGCGCAGGGAAGGGGGGGUAGUGGCGGUAGCGGCAGUGGCAGCGGUGUGAGGGGGUCAGUGUCGCCCCCCCCCCGAAGCCGCCUUGCUUCCCGUUCUGCCAGCCCUCCAUCCCGAGCCACACUAGGCACGCCAGACGCCGCGGGGUACAGCCCCGGCUUACUCGCAAGAAGGGAGGGUCUUGGGGGGGGGUUUGGGCGGAGAGCAGGUGGAGGCAGCGGGGUGAAGGAGAGGGGUUUAGACGAGGACGGGGCUGCGGGCGCAAGGGAAGGCGCUGAGAGAGCGGUUGAGUUGAAGAGUGCUGGGGGCAAGAAGCGGGGGAAGGGGCCGGAGGUCGCACAGGGAAAGGGUGAGGGCGUGGCGGAGGGCGAGGCGGGGGAGGGCUCGCACAAGGAGGCUGCGCUGCGCAAUGGCAUGCUGGCGCCCGCUGCUGUGGGCCGUGUGGGGAAGAAAGCGCCCAAGGGCGCUGGGGCCGAUCGUGGAAAGCAGUGGGAGGGGAAGUGGAGUAAAGUAGAGCAGUCCGCGGCGAGGGAAAGAGGGGCUUCAGGGGAUGCCCCGGCGCUACGCGCUCCUGCUGCUGCCAGCCCCCUGCCCGCUGCUGCCAUGGGCGGGGCAGGGAUGGCGGUUGGGCCAGCAGCAGGGGGCGGGGCGGAGCAGCUGCAGGACAACUGGGUGGGGUGCGAGGAGUGCGGCAAGUGGCGCCUGCUGCCGCCCUCCAUUGAACCCUCGUCGUUGCCGGACGAGUGGUACUGCCGCAUGAACACAUGGACCCCCGAGUUGGCGCAGUGUGGGGUGCCGGAGUACCGCACGUCAGCGGCGGUGUACUACUCGCUCGGGCUGCCCUUCCCCACGCACCUGUUGCCACAGGGCGCCACCCUCCCACCGCCGCCACCCUCUGUCGUCGCCGCCAUGCAAGCAGCUGCAGCUGCAGCGGCGGCUGCUGCUGCUAGCGGUGCUGCUCCUAGUGGUGCCUCUGCUGCUGCUUCUGCUGCUGCUGGUGCUGCGGUGGGUGGGGACGUGGCGGGCAAAGGAGGUAAGGCGGCCAAGCUAGGGAGGUCAGGGAGUAAGAGGAGCGUUGGGCAGGUGCAGGGGGAGGCGGAUCGCAGGGAGAAGCGGAGGAGGCGAGACAGCAGUGAAGACGGGCGUAGCUUCAGUGCUGCUGCUGCUGGUCUUGGUGGUGGUGGUGGUGGUGGUGGUGGAACGGGAGAGGGUGUUGUUGAGGCGGGAAGGGGUGACUGGGACCGAGAUAUUGAGGAGAGGGAGAGAGAAAGGGAAAGAGAGAGAGAAAGGGAGAGAGAAAAAGAAAGAGAAUGGGACAGGGAGAAGAAGGAAAGGGAGAUGGAUAGAGAAGGGGAAAGGGAGCGGGACGAUGGUAGGGCUAGGGAGCGGGUUACUCGUGAGGGGCUGGUAGGGGACGGAGGGGCAGGGGCGAAUGCAGAGAGUGCGGGGAAGGUUGGAGAUGAGAGAGGCACGAAGGGUGGGGUUGCAGGGGGCCAUGAGGGUAUGGGGGAGCGCAGAGCGGAGGGGCGAAGGCCGUUGCGUGCGCAGGAGCAGAGUAAGCGGAGAGAGAGUGAGGAGGGCGGUAGGGAGGUGGGUAAGACGAAGCAGGAGGGUCCUUGGGAGGAGCGAGGGCGAGCAGAAAGGAAGCGAGAGGGGGGCGAGUGGCAAGGGGGGGCGGAGGCAGGGAGAAGAGAUUUGGGUCGGAGAGAUGGUUGGGGGAGUGAGAGGAAGGGUGGUGAGGGGAAGGGAGCAGUGGAGGAGAGAGGAGCAAGGGCGGAGAAGGCGGGUUGGGAGGGGUCAGAGCUGGGUGCAGGCAGUGGUGCGGGUGGCAGUGGCGAGGCAGCAGGGGCGGGUGUGAAGCAGGAGGCAGGCAGCCCUGCCAUUGUGGCGCUGAGGCACGCCGCAGUGUCACCUGCAGCAGGCACGGCAGUCGAAGGCAAGGCGGCCAUCAGUAUCGUCACGGCAGGCUCAGCAGUGCCUGCUGCAAACGCGUCUGGACGGAAAGCAGGGUGGGAGAAGGGUGAGAAGGCAGAAGAGGGCGCUGCAGACACAUCGGGCGUGGUGUCCCCCCUGCCCGCUGCGCGCGCGUGGCACAGUGAGAAGGAAAAGCCCAGGCAGUUGCAGCCUUCGCCUGCUGUGGCUGCUGCUGGUGCAGAGGCAGAGUUAGUAGGGGGAGCAGGGGGUGCAGGUGGUGCGGUCGAGGCGGAGGAGGAAGGGCAGCAGGAGGUGGAGAUGGAGGUGGAUGACGGCCACGACGAGCGAGUCCUUGCUGCGCUCUCGCGCCCCCAAACGCAUGCGCACUGGCCCUCCGCCCUUCCCCAGGCGCCGCCGUCGCUCCCUCCACCACCUCCACUCUUCCCCCGCCCUGCGUGUGCUCCAGCGCCAGCCCAGCCCGCUCCUCCUGGGACAGCAGGGCCGGGGGACGCCAGAGAAGGGGGGUUGGCAGCAGCGGCGGGUGAAGCUGCGAGCGUGCCUGCUGCAUGGGCAGGUGGGGGUGCACAUGGCACAAUCAUUGUGGCACCUUCCCCCCCUGCCCUGGCUGCGCCGCCCCCAUGUGGCGCACCUCCUACAGCCCCAGCGCCCGCCUGUGGUGCUGCGGGCCAGGCUUCUCCUCCUGGAGCACCGGUGCCCGCGCCAGCACCUGCAGCGCCUGCACUGCCACCUGCAUGUGCAGCGCCACCACAAGCAGUAGCGCUGGCCGCAGGAGCAGUGGGCGCUGCAGCGCCAAGCACAGGAUUCGUGGCAACAGCAGGUGGAGACACCAACACAUCAGGCCUGCUAGCUGACUCCACAGCUGCCGCUUGUGCUGCUGCUGUGGCUGCUGCUGCCCAUGCCUCCACAGGCGCUUCCGCUGCACUGGGCAGUAGCGUCAGCACCACUGCACCCGUCGCUGCCACACCAGGCGCUGCCAGCACAGCAGGCGCGCCACCAACCGCCCCAUGCCCUGCGCCCACAGCGGCAACAGGGCUGGCAGUUAUAGGCCUCGCUCCACCCGCACUCCCCCCACCUCCCCCCCCGCCCCCCGGCGGCCCGCCUGCCGGCGCUGCAGUGCUGGCGCCCUCGUGUGCUCUGCCCCUCCCCUCUGAGGCCACGCCCGCCACAGCGCAGCGUGCGGGGGCGGGCAGGCGGCGGGGCGCGGGGUGGCGCGGGUCGUCGAGCAGCACGACGAGCAGCACGAGCAGCACGAGCUCCAGCAGCGCCACCUCCGACACGAGCUCCGCCUCCUCCACGCCCACCAAGCCCCACCACUCGCCCCCGCACUCCACCCUCUCCUCCUCGCCCUCGCGCUCAGGGCCCCCCCGCUCCUCCUCUCUGCGCCACGGCGCCGCCAGGAAUGGCGAGGGGAGCGCGGGGGCGGGCAGAGGCGUCGGCAGGUCGCCUGACGGCCGCGGCAGAGGGGGGGAGGCGGGGGAGAAGGAGAGGAAGGAGGGCGCUAGGGGCUGGAGUGGGGGGUACAGGGAGGACGGGGGGAGAGGAGGAGCAGGGGGGAGAGGCAAGGAGAGAGAAGGAGGCGGGAGCAGAGGGGAAGGGAGGGGCGGGAGAGAGGAGUCGGCACAAGGAAGAGGGGGGAGAGGGGAGGAGAGAGUAGGGAGGUCUAGUAGGGAUGGUGAGGGAGGGGGUAGGGACAGGGAUGGGGGCGGAGGGAGUGUGGGUGGGGGCGGGAGGGCGUACUCGCCGUCGCAGGAGAGGGGCGAUAGGGAGAAGGGGCGGGAUGGGUGGGGACGCAGGUACAGCAGCCGGGAUAGGGAGAAGGAGAGGGGCAAGGAGAGGGAGUGGGGCAGGGAGCGAGAUGCAGAUGGGGGGAGGUACGAGAGGAGAGGGAAGGACGAGAGGAGGGAUGAGAGGGGAAGCAGGCGGGAUAAGGAGUGGGAUGGCAGGGGUGAGCGUGAUAGGGAUUGGGAUGAUAGGGGGCUCGGGAAGUCGAGGGAUAGGGAUAGGGACAGAGACAGAGACCGGGACAGGGACAGGGAUAGGGAUAGGGAUAGGGAUAGGGAUAGGGAUAGGGAUAGGGACAGGGAGUGGGAUAGAGAUAGGGAUAGAGAUAGGGACCGGGACAGGGACCGAGACAGGGACAGGGACAGGGAUCGAGAUAGGGACAGGGAUAAGGACAGAGAGAGAGAGAGGGACCGGGGAAGAGGGAGUCGGGAGUUGGAGAGGGAGAGGGAGAGGAGGAGGGAGAGGACGUUUGGUGGGUCUCGAGGUGCGUUCCCUGCUUCGGCGCCGUGGGCGGGCGAGGAAGACCCCUCCGAUGGACCUGCCGCUGCUGCGCCCUCCUCUCUUCUUCCUCUUGCCACUGCCGAUGCCCCUGGUGCCCUUGCUGCAGCAGCUGAGGGCGGGCCUUUGGUGUGUGCCGUGUUGCCCCCUGCAGGCAGCAGCGAGGGGCCAACGCCAGCUGCACAAGGAGCACCGUUGCCCCCUGCCUCUCACAACCUGCGGGAAUCACCACCUGCACUCUCUGCCCCUCCUGCUGCUGCUGCUGCUGCUGCUGCUGCUGUUGCUGUUGCUGCUGUUGCUUCGAGUGGUGCUCCUGCGCCACAAGCAGCAGCACAGGACACUGCCACACAAAAAAUGUCCAGCUCUCUUGCCCUUGCACCACCUGCUGCUGCGGCCGCUGCGCCUGCUGUUGCUCCCGCAGCGCGCCCCGCCACCUCGCGUGCUGCACCCCUUCCUGCUGCCUCCCCCGGGCUGCACCGCCUCUCCGCCUUCCCCGCUGCCAUCCCCGCACCUGCGUCGGGACUGGCAGGUGCAGCAGCGGCAGCAGGGGCGCGAGCAGCAGGGGUAGGCCCAGCACCAUCAGCAUCAGCACCUGGGAGUAAUGGAGGGGCUGCAGCUACAGGCAGUGGGACAGCAGCCGCAGCAGUGUCAGCAUCGCCUGGUGCGAGUGGAUGGGCGGCAGUGGGUGCAGCCCCCACGCACAUGCUCACUCCAGACCGAGGGCUGCUGCCCGCCAUACCGGCCGGCACCCACCAUGCAGCCACCAGCGGGGCAGCAGGGGCAGGGGCGAGUGCAGGGCCGAUGGGCCCAGUUGGUACUGGGGUGCGGCGGUCCAUAGGGGGGGUGUUGGCGGCGGGUGUUGUGGACACAAGCAGCAAGAAGGUGGCGAGGCAAGAGGCAGUGGACCUCAAACACACGGCGGACAAGAGGACGGACUCGGUGGAGAAGGCGGAUGGGUACAUGAGAGCCGCCUUCAAGUUCCUUGACUCCGUCGGCUGCGACCCCUCGCACCACGCGCCCGCGCUCGCCUCGCAGGCGGCAGCAGCGGCGCGCACCCUCAAUGAGACGGCGCAGCUCUUCGAGUGCACGGGGCGGCUGUACGAGGCAUCGGCGCUGCAUGCGCCGGCAGCGCUGGCGUACAAGUGUGCGGCCAUCGCGCGCACGCGGGCGCUGGCAGCGCUGCGCUCCGCCACGAAACGAGAGCGGCAGGACCUGCUGCUGCUCGCCGACUCGCACCCGCACGCACAGCAACCUGCUGCUGCUGCUCCUGCCGCCGACCACCAAGGUGUGAGGGGGGGUGCGUCACCGGCAUCGUCUGCAGCAUCGGACGUGGACAAUGUGUCGGCUGGGCUCAAGCUCCCGAACCACCACCACCAUCACCACACGCCCCUCUCCACCUCCAAUCUCACUGCCCUUGCAUCGUCCCCCUCGCCCUCGCCUGCCCCUGGAACUGCUGCUGCCGCUGCAACAGGGGGUGGUGCGGGGGGGGCGGCGGGUGUGUGCGUACCGGAUCGCUUGGUCCCCAGCCUGCGCAGAGUGCUCAAGGAGAGCAACGACAUGGCGAGCAUCAUGGACACGUGGGGCAAGGCGGCGGCAGCGGAGGCGCACGCCAUGCAGCAGCAGGACGUGAGUGCGCUGGCGCGCAUGAAGCUCGACGCAGUGGGCCACUGCGCCGGCAUGCUGCCCGGCGACGCCGUGUGGCGCGCUGCCCUCGACGCCUUCGCCUCCAUCCGCCCAUGACUGCCUGUGCCCGCCUCACACUCUCCCUCGCACUCACGCUGCACGCCCUGCCCUUGCACCCCCCACGAUCUGCCCGCCUGCACGGGUCGCGUGGAAGGCACUCCACGUUGCCGUCGGUGGGCGGUGCCAUGUGCAUCCACUGCAUGCAUGCAUCCUGGUGGUGCACCACGCGCAGCUGUGCGUGGACUAGACUGGGAGGCCCUCUGCCUCUCCUGCGCAAGCCAUGACCCCACAGUGCACCGCCAGCUACUUCCUGAACGUGCAGGUGCAGCCCACUCUAAGUGCUCAUUGGCACGCCUUAGGGCUGCAGGCGCACCUGCACUUACCCUGCCAGCACCACUGCCUCGUGUCCUCAUCUGCGCACAGCCUCAGCUCACUGGAUGGCUCAUCUGCUGUCUCUCAUCCAGUGGCACCACCAGCUCAUGAAAUACAGAGGCAGCAUUCUCAGCAUCAGCAGACAGCAGGAUUGGUCCUACGAAAGCACACUGGACUCCCUUUUUUAUACACCAAGGAAUGCAAAGGUUGCGUUGUAUGGGGUUUCAGCUUAUGCACACUGAAAAUACCGUAGGUUGAGUUUGCACUUGUGCAUGUUCCUUGUUUUUGUAUCGUCUCCUGCCAUUUUCCUUUACAGUUCAUCUAUAUUAUGAGUAUUCCCUUAAA
Closterium sp. NIES-67 is the source of this 8021-nucleotide messenger RNA. The record is from the annotation of a GenBank genome assembly. NCBI's taxonomy places the organism in Eukaryota, Viridiplantae, Streptophyta, Zygnematophyceae, Desmidiales, Closteriaceae.